Messenger RNA from Paramecium octaurelia, 1798 nucleotides. The record is from the annotation of a GenBank genome assembly. Lineage: Eukaryota; Ciliophora; Oligohymenophorea; Peniculida; Parameciidae.
AUGGGUUGUGGUUAAUCAUCUGCUUCAUUUUUUGAGUCCAGAGUUUUGAUUUACAUUUAUUAUGGUACUACAUCAGGAAACUCGAGUAGAAUGGCAUUCUAAUGGCAAGUCAAACAAGAAAACUGAACUUUCUCCCUAAGGGUAAGGAUGUAAUCUAAAAUUUAGUAAUUAAUCUAAGUGAAUUUGAACCUGAUUAAAGAAGUUCUUAGAAAUUGGCUGUGUUUUUUGUCUCCACUUAUGGAGUUGGAUCUAGCUCCUCAGAUCCUUAGAAGUUUAAUUCUUGGAUUUUUUCAAAAGAGAGAAAAAAUGAUGAAUUCAAGAACAUGUCUUACAUAGUAUUCUCCCUUGGGAAUACUAAUCAUGAAAAUUAUUGUUAAUUUGGGAUUAAACUAGAAAAAAGAUUGGAGGAACUUGGAGCGAAAAGGCUCUUUGCUUAGGAAAAGGAAAUGCAGCCAAAAUACAAUUGAAAAUGAUUAUCAAACUUGGAUAAGUACAGGAGUGGAAGAAACCCUUAUUAAAACAUAUCCUGCAUAGACAUGUGAUCCGAAAAGUUUGAAUAAUCAAUUUAAAAGAUCAAAUACACAAAUGAACCUGAAAAUGUAAAUGUUGAAAAUUUGGAUUAUUAGGAAUAAAAAUAUAAAUCUAGCAUUAUUGUAAAACUUUAUUUAAUUCAAUAAAUAUACACAAUACCUUCACUAUAAAUGAAAUAAGAGAACUAAAGAAGUGACCAACACUGGGAAACUCAACUCUAUUUAUUGAACUUUUUGCUGAUAAUAUUAACUAUGUUACUGCAAGUAAUAUAGCCAUCUAUCCAAAGAACUCAGAGUAAUAUUAAUAUUUUACAUAUUAGCCAAGAUAUCAAUGAAUUAUGUAAUUAACUGAGAUUUGAUAAAAAUAUGAAAUUUGAAGUAAUUACAACAAUGAAGCAUCCAUUUCCUAAUCCAAUUUCAAUCUAUAAUUAUUUAAAAAAGUAUAGAAAUAUAUAUUAUCAAUAGGUAUUGUGAUUUUACUGGUUUGAUCACAAAAUAACAAUUAAUGGAACUAUCUAAUUAAGAAAAAAGAGAAAAAAUUUACUAACUGUUAUCAAAAAAUAAAUAAACCCUAGAUUUUUUCACAAUAGCAUCUAGUAGUAUGAAACAUCCAAAAACAUUCAUAUUUUAGCAAGUCAACUUGUUUUGUAUGAAAAAAGGGUUGGACUUUGCAGUUAAUAUUUUUGAAAUUUAAAAAAGGGUCUUAGUUAAAAGGGUAUCUUUAGGAUUCUAAAUUUGCUUUCACUAAAAAUCCUAAAGCGCCAAUGCUAUUACUAGGACCAGGAUCAGGAUUGGCACCAAUGAGAGUAUUGAUUUAAGAAAGAGAUUAUUAUUUUGAAUCAAAUAAUUUAGAACAAUCUCCUUUUUAAGGAAAUAUGGAAUUAUUAUUUGGAUGCAGAACUGAAGAUGAAUAUUUUUUUGAAGAAGAACUGAAGCAUUAUGAGAAGAACUGUACUUUGAGUAAUUUGAAAGUUGCCUUUUCAAGGAAGGCUGUAAAAUAAUGUGUGACAGAUAUUAUGGAUUUACACCAAAUACAUUCUCAUUUAUAAAUGGAAGGAAUCAUAUAUAUAUGUGGAUCAGCAUAAAUGGGUAGAGAUAUUACAAACAAGAUACAGGACAUGUUUAAACAGAUUGAAAAUAUUGCACCUUAUUUAGCAUUUAAAAAAUUAGUGAGUUGGAACAGAAGCAUUAGCUAAUUACAGAAUUAUGGGGAUGAUAUUGAUCUACAAUAAUGUCUUAAUAGAUAAAAUUGUUGUAAUUACAUGUGA